GCAGCCCCUCCCCUACCUACCAUAAAGUGUUCAGGCUGCUAUUUGAGAAAAGAAGCACGCUCUUGCCAGCCCUGGAUUACGCCUUGGCUCAUAACACAGCACAGAAAGAACACAGACCUCUUUAGAGUUUAGGUACAAAAUGUCUGAGAAAGCCGUCAAAACCACCACGUACGAAUUCUUCGGCCCUGUUGGAGCCCUAACCUUGACGAUAAUGUUACCACUCACUGUCAUUGGACUGUAUGUUAUGUGUGGAGCUGGCACCUGUGACAUUCGCAUCCCCACUCUACCGUGCUGGCCUGAUUUCUGGCACCCCCACGCCUACUCCAUCUUUGUCCUCUGGUUCAUAUUCCACGCUCUGAUCUACCUCUCUCCUCUCGGUAAAACGGUCGAAGGGUCAAAACUUCGAGACGGUAGUCGGCUAAAAUACAAAAUAAACGGACUCUAUGCUUACGUCAUCUCUCACAUUAUAUUCGCUGUUGUCUACUUCUAUUUCAAGCUCCCAGUGUCGUUUGUGUAUGACCACUAUCUUGCCUUUGCAAUGGCCUCAACCGUUCUCUCCUUCGCACUAGCUGUGUACCUUUAUGCCAAAUCCUUUGCUCCUGGGGCCGUACUUGCUUUGGGUGGUAACUCUGGCAACGUUCUCUACGACUGGUUUAUUGGACGAGAGCUCAACCCUCGACUGGGAUUGUUCGAUUGGAAGACAUUCUGUGAAAUGAGACCAGGGCUUAUUGGGUGGGUCAUCAUCAACUACUGUAUGAUGGUGAAACAGUACGAAAUUCAUGGUGUCAUAUCAAACUCAAUGAUGCUUGUCUGCUUUUUCCAAUUCUGGUACAUUUUGGACACUUUUUGGUUUGAGACAGCUAUCCUAACGACUAUGGAUAUCGUUCACGAUGGAUUUGGGUUCAUGCUUGCGUUUGGAGACUUGGCCUGGUUACCGUUCACCUACUCCCUACAAGCCCGUUACCUUGUCGACCACCCCACCCAUCUCUCUUGGUUUGCCUGUGUCCUCAUCUUUGCAUUCAAUAUGGUCGGCUAUCUCAUCUUUCGAUUGUCCAACUCACAAAAGGACCUGUUUCGUCGCUCCCCUGACCACCCCUCUGUACGUGACCUUGCAACUCUAUCUACCGAACGUGGCACAAAAUUGAUUGUAUCUGGCUGGUGGGGUAUUUGUCGUCAUCCUAACUAUGUGGGGGACCUCGUAAUGGCGUUGGCAUGGUCUCUGCCCUGUGGGUUCAGUAACGUGCUGCCCUACUUCUAUGUCUUGUAUUUUGCUCCGUUGUUGAUUCACCGACAGUUUCGUGACGAGCAUCACUGUAAGGAGAAGUACGGCACUGACUGGGACAAGUAUUGCAAGAUUGUCAAGUGGAGGCUUAUUCCUGGACUCUACUAGAGACUCUGUAGAGAACGUUUUACUAGUUAUCAAAGAAAAUUAUUUAGCGUGUAAAUAUUAUCGGGCUUGUGAUGAUAAUUAUUAUCCAUUU
Messenger RNA from Halichondria panicea, 1481 nucleotides. Its product is annotated as delta(14)-sterol reductase TM7SF2-like. The transcript is spliced from 2 exons. The coding region runs from base 140 to 1390 and encodes 416 amino acids. Gene Ontology annotation, molecular function: Delta14-sterol reductase activity. Lineage: Eukaryota; Metazoa; Porifera; Demospongiae; Suberitida; Halichondriidae. Gene Ontology annotation, cellular component: nuclear inner membrane; endoplasmic reticulum membrane. Gene Ontology annotation, biological process: cholesterol biosynthetic process. The record is from RefSeq and is a predicted model, not a curated record.